Molecule: messenger RNA, 4189 nt
Organism: Trifolium pratense (red clover)
Lineage: Eukaryota; Viridiplantae; Streptophyta; Magnoliopsida; Fabales; Fabaceae
Product: ubiquitin carboxyl-terminal hydrolase 16-like
Exons: 11
Coding region: 696-3959 (1087 amino acids)
Biological process (GO): protein deubiquitination
Cellular component (GO): cytosol; nucleus
Molecular function (GO): cysteine-type endopeptidase activity; cysteine-type deubiquitinase activity
Source: RefSeq, a predicted model, not a curated record
GUUCAGAACACCGAUUUGCAUGACCGAACUGAAAAAAAGAAAAGAGUGAAAACACUUUACAAUCAGAAAUUUGGCCCCACAUCCACCGUCUGAUUCCCGAAUCGGAAACCAUAAGAAUAUAUCCGUAUUGGUGACGCUCCAAACAAGGCCCUACUUUCACGUGCCUACCUUCCAAGUCACCGAACCGGAGUCGAACCGGUUUCGAUUUUCGCAAUUCGAACCGAAUAUUUCACUCUUUCCAACAACCAAAUUCCUUUCCCUCAAUAUUAAUCAAAUCAAUCUCUUCCUUCCGUUACAUUUACCCUCUAUUUUUUUUUUUUUACAUUUACCGCGCUAUUCUCUCUCUCUCUCAACAACCGAAGAAUUAGAAUACACUUUCCAGAAUCUAACAACAAAAAAUGCGUUUUGUUUAAUCUAUUUUUCAAUUUUCAGUAGCAUCUUAAGUUUACUUGCAAACUCAAACAAACAACAAAACCCAUUUCUAGCUCAACAGAAUCGAAUUCCAUUCUUUUAAUUAAUCUAACCGUUACGUUAUUCCGCAUAAUCGUAACCGUUCAAUCAAGUAACGAAUUCUUAGUUUUUAUGAUUUUGGAGGUUGCUCCGGCGUCACGAUUUCUUUGAUUUGUGGAGGUGAUGUAGCAAUUUAGGAUUUAGGGUUUUUCCGUUUAAGGUGGAUGUGUAAAGGUGUAAGAUAAAUGCAUGUCACAGGGGAUCUAGGGUUUUUUAAUCUGGUCCUUGUUGUGGUGGUUUGUGUGGUUUUUCCGGUGAUCGGAUUUAUAAUUCGCCGGAAAUGGCAGCUUGCGGUUGCUAGAAAUGAAGAGAUCAAGAGGCUUUUGAUUUUGGCUGCUGAGGAAACUGCUAGGGUUGAGAGAGAAGCUUCUUAUGUGUCCUCCGCCGCGGUGGUUUCCGCCACCACUAGCAAUUAUCAAUGUGCUCUCUGCUAUUUCCCCGCCACUGCGCGCUGUGCUCAGUGCAAAUCCGUUCGCUACUGUUCCGCUCAUUGCCAAACCGUUCACUGGCGUCAAGGUCAUAAAUUUGAAUGUCGUCCUCCCAGCAAAACACAUCAGAGCGAUGACAUAAUAAGUGAUAUUGACAAGACGGAAGCGGAGCAAGAUUACUCUGGUAUCCAUGAGGAGAAAUCUGAAAGUAGAGAUACAGAGUAUAAAAUAUCCUCUGAAGAUACCCACUUUUCUCCUGACGUUUCAUUUAGAAAGGAUGAUAAUAUUAGAGCUCGGUUUCUUGCAGAGGAAAAUUUAGCGGAUUCUAAUUCUGAAUUUUCCAGUAACUCAUUUUCUGGAUUUUCGGCUUCCACAAGUUCUAAUGAUUCAUCUGAUGAUUCUUCUGUGUGUGAGAGUAUCAUCUCAAAUGAGCAAGACAGAUCAGAGGGACAUAUUUCUGUUUCCACCCUUGACAAGGUGGAUGCAGCAAUGUCUUCUUCACCAAAAUUUGCAAGUUUGCUUGAUUCAGGCGAUGGUUCUUCUACUGUUCAUAAAUUAAAUCAUAUCGCACCUGGUUCUAGAAAAGAAGAGAGGAAACUUGCAUCAAAUGAUGCUUCAGGCUCGAGCAUGUGGAAGGGGGUGAAAACUGAGCCUUCUGGAUUCUGGGAUGAAGCUCUUGAUUUGAGAGAGGUAAAUGUUGACGUUAAUAAUGACAUUUAUCAAAUUCAUUCUGAUGAACCCACCUGUGAAAAGAAUGAUUCUGGAUUGUCAUUUCGCUUCCAAUUCAGUACCAUGUCUCCGUUGCAUGUACAAGAUACUGAGGCUAAAGUAUCUUUGCCUGAUGACGCUCUUCCAAACUCUAUUGGGAAGAAUAUGCCACAUCCAGGAUCAGCAUCAUCUGAGAAUGACAGUAUGAAUUCCUUAAAGGCGAGGAGGAACCACUCAAUGAUCAACAACAAAGAUUUCAAUAUUAUUAGCAAUAGUGGUUCUGAAUCUGAAAAAUUGGAAUCUAAAGACAGGUCUGAGCUACCUCUAUACUCCUCUUCCUCCCAAUCCUCCAGUAUUGGCAAAGAUUUAGGUUCUGUGGCAUCAAAUCAUGUUGUGGACAACCAUGGCUGCACUUUGAAGUCCACCGAUAUUAGAGGCCAGACUCAUGAGGUUGUUGGUUCUAAAUUAGCUUCUACAACUGAAGGACAUUCACAUCCCAGUACAAAAGAUAGGAAUAUUAAAUAUGGGACUGUCACUUCUCAUGUUGCCAACUAUUCUGCAAAUUCUAAGAGUGGCUUGAAAACAUCUGUUUUAAAAGUCGUUGAUCAGUUUAGAGGAUCGAGUUUGUCAAAGCACAUUCCUUUAGCAGUUGGGAGUGAUAUUGCUGGAAAAUACAACGACAAGGUUCUUUUUCCAUAUGAAUCAUUUGUGAAACUUUAUAACUUCAACAAGGUGGAGUUGCGCCCAUUCGGUCUUAUAAAUUGUGGAAACAGUUGCUAUGCUAAUGCUGUACUUCAGUGCCUAGCUUUUACACCAUCCUUAACUGCUUAUCUGCUUCAAGGACUACAUUCUAAAUCAUGUGCAAAUAAAAAAUGGUGUUUCACCUGUGAAUUUGAAAGAUUGAUUUUGAAGUCAAAGGACACUAAAUCUGCACUAUCUCCAAUGAGUAUACUCUCUCAACUACAGAGUAUUGGGAGUCAGCUUGGUAAUGGCAAAGAAGAAGAUGCACAUGAAUUUCUAAGACAUGCUAUUGACACCAUGCAAUCGGUUUGCCUUAUGGAAGCUGGGGUUAAGGCAUCGGGUUCAUUGGAGGACACUACUUUAAUGGGUCAAACAUUUGGAGGAUACCUUCGAUCAAAGAUAAAAUGCAUGAAAUGUGGUGGGAAGUCCGAGCGUCAUGAAAGGAUGAUGGAUCUAACUGUUGAGAUAGAAGGGGAGAUAUCAACACUUGCAGAGGCCCUUCGACGGUUUACAAGCACCGAGUCUUUGGAUGGAGAAAACAAGUACCACUGUGUCAGAUGUAAAUCUUAUGAGAAGGCCAAGAAGAAGCUGACAAUUUCAGAGGCACCCAAUAUUCUUACAGUUGCAUUGAAGAGAUUUCAGUCUGGAAAAUUCGGAAAGCUUAACAAGCCUAUUCAAUUUCCGGAAAUACUUGACCUGGCGCCUUUCAUGAGUGGGACCAGUGAUAAGACACCCAUUUACAGAUUGUAUGGUGUGGUUGUUCAUUUGGAUAUUAUGAAUGCUGCUUUUUCCGGUCACUAUGUGUGCUACGUGAAGAAUAUCCAAAACAAGUGGUUCAAGGUUGACGACAGUGUGGUAACAGCUGUUGAUUUAGAGAGAGUCAUGACAAAAGGAGCAUAUAUGCUUUUUUAUGCAAGGUGCUCUCCAAGGGCCCCAAAAUUAAUUAGGAACAGGAUUCUAUCCUCGGAUUCAAAAAGUAAGGUCAAUGGAAAGUCUGUGAAAGCAGGGUCUAUUUCUGGUGCAGCUGAACCCAUCACUAGUUCCAUUUCUCCCGACGGCUCACCCACCUUGGAGUCUUUCUAUUCAAGGUUUCACCACCUGAAAAAGGUUUUAGAAGAAGACUCAAGUGAUAAUUCAUCACUUUUCAGCAGUAAUUCCGAUGAAGGUUCUUGCAGUACUGACAGUACCCGUGAUUCAACUAGCAUGGAUGACUUCUCUGAUUAUAUUUUUGGUGAUUCAGGGCAUGGGUGGAGUAGCACGUGGAGGAAUUCUGAUUCUGAUACGUCUUCGUCCUCCUCAUCUCCCUUGAAUUAUAGACAUUCGCCCUUAUCUGAUAUGGACAAGUAUGAUUCAAUGUCUCCAGAUGCAACUAGUUCGGAGACAGAUAGGGGUGCUAGUAUUUCUCAUUUACAUUCUGACACAAUUUUAAAGCAUAGAAAAUUAGAUAGUAGUAACAUUAGCAGCAAUAGUAGUAGUAGUGAAGCCGACUCUUUUCUAAAACUAGGAUCUAACCAUUCUAAUGAUAAGAAUUCUGGUGUAUCGUGUAGAAAGUCGAGGAAAAGAACAGGUUGAAUAUUAUCAAUAGGGAGCUCUGAUGCAGUAAAUAAUUGAGGGAUGCUAUUAUAAUAAACGUAAUAAUGUAUUCAUGGAGGUGGCUUUCUUUUAACAGUGAAAUUAGCUACACCAUUUUUCCAAUAACUUCGUACAUUAGAUGCAGUGUGUAGAUAUACAUUGUAGAUCAUCAUAACUAUAUAUUCUUUGUAGGUUUAAAUGCAGUUUUCCUUAUUGUUUUUAGAAUUCAA